Molecule: messenger RNA, 594 nt
Organism: Ipomoea nil (Japanese morning glory)
Lineage: Eukaryota; Viridiplantae; Streptophyta; Magnoliopsida; Solanales; Convolvulaceae
Exons: 3
Coding region: 1-594 (197 amino acids)
Source: RefSeq, a predicted model, not a curated record
AUGGAAUGCAAAACUGAUGGCACCGCUAAUACAUAUUGGAUUGCUCAGUCUAAGUCAGACCCCUCGCUAUUCACUAAAGGUUGCGACGCACUCUUUCAAGAUCAAAGAUCUCAUAACCUUGGGUAUUUUCUGGGAAUCGAGGCUAGAAUGUGUGACUCCUGGUUCAAUCUCUGUCAGCGGAAGUAUACUCUGGAUAUCUUGAAUGAAGCUGGCUUCCAUGACCACAAGCCUGCUAAAACUCCCAUGGUCCUAGGCCAUCGCUUAACACAUGAUGAUGGAAAUAUUCUUGAUGAUGUUAGCUUGUUACAGAAGACAGAUAGAGCAGCCACAUUAUUUUGCGACAACAAGUCCGCGAUUGCCAUCGCCGAGAACCACGUUUUCCACGAACGAACGAAGCACAUAGAAAUCGUUUGCCAUGUGGUUCGUGAGAAAGUCACUCAAGGGCUCGUCAAGUUACUAUCUGUUUCAUCAUCCAACCAGGCAACUGACGGGUUUACAAAAUUCCUUCCAGUUUCUCCUUAUCAAUUGUUAGUCUCAAAGCUGGGCAUUCAAGACCUACACGCUCCAGCUUACCGGGGGUUGUUAGAGGACUGA